This is a messenger RNA of Cyprinus carpio (common carp), 4045 nucleotides long. RefSeq names its product NADP-dependent oxidoreductase domain containing 1 (gene noxred1). NCBI's taxonomy places the organism in Eukaryota, Metazoa, Chordata, Actinopteri, Cypriniformes, Cyprinidae. Gene Ontology annotation, molecular function: pyrroline-5-carboxylate reductase activity. The record is from RefSeq and is a predicted model, not a curated record. Gene Ontology annotation, biological process: L-proline biosynthetic process.
CAGAAGAGUAUGCACGUACUGUAUGCGCACAACCCAAUUUUUGUAACCUCAUGUACAUUGCAGGUCGCAAAUGCGCACUGAAUUUGUUUAGAACUAAUCAGUUGUUCCACAAGAUGGCAACACUGGCCGCUAUUUCACAGUAGAAAAUUAAACUAAAGAUAAAUUAAAAAAAGCAAAUAGCGGACACUGCAACAACAACAACAAACACCUGCACUGAGAAGCGCAUGUGUAAGGGGUUAGGAGAUAGCAGCAUCUUGAGUUUAAAAGAGUACAAAUAUAUUUUUAUCGGUCAUAAUAACUUUUGGAGAAAAGGAGCGCAGACACUGGACUUGGAGAUUAAUCUAUGCAUAUGGCAUACAUAGCAUAUGCUAACACACACAUACAAAAACGAAGCAUAUACUUUGGGCUUAAGAGUUUAUUUUUAGCUCAACUGAUAUCAUGAGCCGGGCAAGAGUUAGAAUAUUGAUGAGUUAGUUCACACCUGAAUGAAAAUUCUGUCAUCAUUUACAAACCCUCAUGUUCCAAAACAUUCUGUGGAACAUAUAAGAAAAUAUCAGAAAGUAUUUUUGUCCAUACAAUAGAAGUCAGUGAUUUGUUAAUUCAUCACUGAUUAACCAAAACUGUUUGGUUACCAACAUUCUUCAAAAGAUCUUCUUGUGUGUUCCACAGGAAAAAAAGUUUUGGAGCUACAUAAAGGUGAGGAAAUUCUGACAGAAUUCUCAUGUUUGGGUAAACUAUGCCUGUGUUCCAUUGGACCAUGUGCUUGUACUUGCAUAGACUGUUUCUGACCACACUGAGUUUGCAAGAGGAAGAGUUUUUCAAGAAAUGGUGACCACUGAAACAAUCUUAAAAAAGUGUUCUUGUGCUUCGACGUGCCUAAAGAAGUUUUGCUUGGAAUAUACAGUAUAUAGGGCAGGCUGAAGCUUUCAGAAUCUGCAGACACUAACUAUGUGUUAAUUUUCCUUUUCUGUAGAGCCUCUGGUAUCACACAGCAAUGUACCAUUUCCUGCAGAACACAAUAAGUCACACUUAUUUUUACAGGCCCUCAUAUAAACUAUGCCUGUUAUACUUAGCAGAAACUUAAAACUGGACCCUCUAUCAUUGCAUUUUCGAAUAUAAAAUAUUUUAGUUAAUGUGAUUUGUGCUUUCAGCUACUAAUACUCUUAGCUCUGUUAAACAUUUACCGUUGUUAACCCAUUUUAAUGAUUUCAAACAGAUUCGCUCUGCGUGUCUUGGCUUUGCAUAUCAAAAAUGACUACUCACCUUGCAUACAACAUCAGAGAUCUGUCAACUUAAUGUUAAAAGGGAAGGUUUUAAAAUUGCAAUACUUUUACAAUUUCUUAUUUAGUGGGAAGGGUUCUGAUAUGAUAACAGUAGCCAGUAAUCGUUGAUUAAACGUAUAGUUGUAUUAUAUGUGCCACAUGAUAUAUCCAAUCAAACAAAACUGAACAAAAGUUAGUUUACAUUCCAGAACCACAGCAUUUUUGGCUGCUAUUUGGCGUUUGCCAUUCAUAUCAAAGUUUUACAUUUUUCAUAGUUCAUUAAAAAAUAAUAAUACCAAUUUUAAAAUAGCAUGCAGCUAAUUCCCUUUAAAGACUGGAACAUUAAGUUACACAGCCGUCUUCCUUCUCCGCCUGUACAAUGCUGUAAUAUAGCUUCCACUUUCCAUAGAAGGCCAACUCUUUGCAUGAGCUACAGAAAAAUAAAACGCUGCCAUGUACAAUAAACACAGCUUACAAGUUUUCAUAUACCAGGAGUUUGUAGCCUGAUAAGUACUGUCAGCUUGUAAAUAGGGACUUCAUGUUUGUUUCCAUGUCUGUCCUCUGGUUUAUGUCUUAAAUUUAUUCUCUUAACCUCAUUACCCAUUUUUAACUUUAUAUCAGCACUUACAGAGAGACAGUUUGUAUGCUUACUCAAUCCUCAACUGGUUAAGAUGCAUUUAUGUGUUUGAGGAUGUAAUCUGGUUGGUGAUUUACCAGAGCAUGUGGGAUAUCAGCAUAUGACAUCAUAAAAAUCCUAAUAUUUUCUCACAGUGUGAAAUAUAGGGAUUAGAGAAAAUGCAUACGUGGCAAGAUUUAUUUAUUUAUUUAUUUGAAUUAUUAAUAUAGCAUUGCUUUAGUCAGACACUAAUUACAGUUGCAAUAACAGCCUUGUGUAACAUAUAGUCAGUUAUUGGUAUUAAUGGGUCAGAUUUAAGACACUAUCUGGCUAAUCACCUUAAAACACAGCUGUUUUCUAUCAUUACUGCAAUAAAUCGUUUGGCCGAAAGAAAUUACAAGCAAAUUUCACUGUAGCAAAAUUCUCAUGUUUAUCAAAUCGCUGUUAAAUAACAUGAAAACAGCACAGAAUUGUCCAUCUGUUUAUUGAUUAGUAAAAACCAUUUAGUAUACUGAUUGUAUCCCGUACAAAACAGACUAUUCAAAAACAAAUGAACGUCACUGAGGUUGUUUUUCUUUGCUGGUUGGAUCUCUACCUAUUUUUUCCAUGCAUUUCGUCUUUAUAUCGAACACUGAAACUGCACACUAUUGUUUCGACAAUGGACUGAAAGUUAAUCUGUGGAGUAGCUAAGAUUUCUCUGUUAACAUUUCAUCUUAAACAUUACAUUUUGUCUUACUGCAUAUUGUUGUUCACAAGUUAAAUGUACAGUGUACAAAAGAAUGUUAUGGGGUGGGACAUUGUACAUUAUUGUAAUUAUUUGUGUUCUUUUUAUUUGUAUCAUAAAUGCCCUGUACAGUGUUAUUUUUUCGUUUAGUUGGUUUUUUUUUUUUUUUCAGUUGAAAUUAUUUUGUAUUUUAUUUUUAUAAACUUGCUAUGAAUAAAAUUUUCAUGCAGCAUGCCAAUCAUGAAAAGUCUGUAUAUGUGUCGGACUUUUGUUUUGAAGAUGUGAAGUAAAGCGUUACUAUAGCGCGUCGUUUUGUCUUAUUGAUACUAGUGUCACAGUUUGAAACAGUUACCAUAGAAACCGUUCUUAGCGUAAAGUCUCUAAACAUCCGCGACUACCAACAUGUUGGACUUGACAGUGAAUUUAAGCUCUCUCGGGUUUGAGGCUGGUCUCAGUGAAGAUGAGAAAGAACUGGUAUUUCUGCGCAGUCGGUCCGCUGGCUUGACUGUCGGUGGAUGUGCGCAUGCUGUAUUUGCAUAUAAACUUCUCCGUGUAUUAAGAAAGAAAGUGAACGCUGAGAAUGGCUGCGCCGCUGAAGCGCAUCUGUGUGUUGGAGUAGUGGGAGGAGGACUCGUGGGCAAACAGCUGGCGACGGCUUUACUGCGUGCAGCCAGCCUCAAGCCUCGCCACAUCAACAUCUCAACCAGAAGACCUGAAACUUUAGGAGAAUAUUCAAACAUGGGUGUUGAGUGUUACUUUGACAACAUUCGACUGGCUAAAUGGGCAGACAUGCUCUUCCUGUGUGUCUUGCCCUCUCAACUAGCUCAAGUCUGCACAGACAUUGGCUGUCAUCUGUCUUCAGGCUGUCUGGUGUACAGCUUCACCUCAGCAGUGCCACUCAACAGGCUUGCUGUGCUCCUUGACCAUAGUUCUGUUAUCAAACCCCAGUAUGAGUUUGUGGCUUGUAAUGAUGUCAAUAGAAUUUGGCUUCUCCACAAUCAGGUGACCGCAGCUUUACAGGAUGAAGAAGUGAUUUCAGCUUCAGGUCCUCUUUCAAUGAAUGGUGGCCUCUUCCUGGAUCAGAGAUGGGUAUCUGCUGUGCUCUACAGUCUCCUCAACAUGUGCACGGCUCAGAAGCUGGGCUCCGGAAAGACUCUUCGGCUGAUAAACGGGCUGUUUGAGACAAACACAUUUACUUAUCACAGUUUUGUAAAUUCCCCCAGUGCAUCUGAUCUCAAUAACCCUGAUGACCUUUUUCCGUGGAUCAGUUUGCUUGAUGCACAAACUAAAGACACUCCAUUGACUGAUUUGGUGUUGAGGGAUAAAGGUUUGCGAGACUGCAUUUCAGUUAUGUACUACAAUGUAUUCUCAAACUUAGCAGAAGUAUAAGACAUAAUUUUGUUCAGUUCAAUGAAACAGCAAUUAAAUUGUGCAACAUUUAAA